AUGCAAUCUCCACGACGAGGGAGUCAACAACGAGUCUCAUUCUCUGGUGCCAGUGGUGGUACUACAACUGAAGGAGAAACCAUGUCAAAUGAAACGUCAACAACUACUCCAAGACGUCGGUCAAGUACGCUCACAAUACCUGAAGGCAAACCGACAUUUCCUCAACCACUCGAAAGUGAAUUGUAUAUCAAUGAAGAUGAUCCACUUACCCUAGAAUGUAUUAUUACUGGUAAUCCAUUACCAGAACUGAUCUGGUUAUUUAAUGAUCGAAAAGUGAUUGUGGGUGAUGGCUAUGAUAGAAAAGUCGAAUCGUUGAAUCCUCACACAUAUCGUCAUGAGUUGAUAAUUGCUGGUAAACAUAAGAAACUAGGUGUUUAUAAAGCUCAAGCACAGAAUACAUUUGGUCAUACAAUCAGUACGUGCCAUGUAAAGAAAUCAGCACAUUCAAUCGAUCAACGACGAGCAGCAUUUGAAGAAGCGGAAUUAGCAGUACCCACGCCACCUGUUCAACGACGACGAUCGAGUGUAACAGCGCCAAAUCUAGAACAAGCGCAACAGCAAGUUACACAAAAACCAACUAUCAUUCAAGGUCUUUCAAAAGUUCAAGUCGAUCUUGGUUCACCUUGUGCAUUGACUUGUAAAUCGAAAUAUGAUACUGCACAACAAUGGACAAAAGAUGGUCAACCAAUUUCAAGUACGAAAUCAGCCGAUGGCAAUGUUUUCACUAAAGUCGAUCGUGCUAAUGAUAGCAAUACACAUGUGCUUAAUAUCAAACAAUUCAGCCAAGAAAACAGCGGAAAUUAUGAAUUAAUAUUGAAGAAUAGCCUUGGAGAUGUUAAAUCGCAAGGCCAAUUGGAAAUGAAAGGUGUACCACCGUCAUUUACUGUUGAACCGAAAACAGCGCAAGCUGUCAAAGGAACUACAGCAGAGUUUAUUUGUCGAGUUGCUGGAAGUCCAAAACCAGAAGUUCAAUGGUUUCUCAAUGGACAAGCUCUACAUUCUGGUGGGAAAAUUUCAGUUGGAGAGGAACGUGGUCUGACGAUUCUUCGAAUCAGUAAUAUUACAGAUCAUGAUAGUGGUACAAUUAAAUGUGUAGUUAAAAAUGCUCUUUCGGAAAUUUCACGUGAAGUUCAAUUACAAAUCAUCGGUGAACAACGUGCGCCGAAAAUACUCGAUAAAUCGAAAUCAACCGAAAUCAAUGCAGGUGAAAGUGCUCAACUAUUUGUUAAAAUAUCCGGUGCACCAACACCGACGGUUACGUGGACACGAAAAGGCAUGGUUCUAUCUUCGAACGAUGUACAUCAAUUGACAAAUGAAAACGAUAUGUACUACUUAGCGAUUAAGAAAGCAGGUGCAGAAGUCAUGGGAACUUAUGUGAUUACAGCAAGCAAUAGCGCAGGAAAAGUUUCCACAGAAAUUGAUCUUAAUGUUGCAGGUUUAAUAACAUUAUUCGAGCGACAGCUUCGUGAUACAUCAGUAACUCAAGGACGCCCAUUGACGCUUGAUUGCGAAGUAAAUAUUAAAAACGGUGUACCAACUAUCGUUUGGAUGAAAGAUAAUCAACCUAUUGUUAAAUCCGAUCGUAUUGUCCCAUCUGUCAAAGGCAAUAAAGUUCAUGUCUUAACUAUUCAAAAAGCGACUCCCGCCGAUGCUGGUUAUUACAGUGUUAAAGCAACGCUUGGCAAUGAGACAAGUGUAUCCGAUGCUCAGGUCAUCAUCGAAGUUGCUCCAUCAUUUGUAAAACUUCCUGAAACUGUCACUGUUGUUGAUGGACAAGAUUGUAAAAUUAAUGUUGAAAUAGCUGGUUUACCACCACCGAAUGUUAAAUGGUCUCAUUUAGCAGAAGACUUGACGACAAAUGAUAAAUAUCAAGUUUCAUCAGAUGGUACAAAUCAUCAAUUACGGAUUCGUCAUGCUACAUCGGAAGAUGCGGGCGAAUAUCAAAUUAUUUGUUCUAAUAAUCUUGGCCGUAUUACUGGUAAAAUCAACGUGCGAAUCUCGUCACCUCCGGUUAUUAUUCAGCCACUAAAAGAUUUGUUUAUUCCAAUUAAACGUACGGCUCGCUUGGAAACGCAAAUACAUGCGUACCCCGAGCCAAAAAUUGUCUGGUCCAAGGAUGCUAUACCGAUUGAUUUUAGUCUUUAUCCUGGAAGAAUUAAUGCUGAAGAACGUCGGGGAACGUAUUCAUUGAGCAUCAAGAAUAUUCAAUUGGAUGAUGGAGGAUUCUAUGUGUGUUCAGCACAGAAUUCACUUGGAACAACGAAAACGUCGGCAACGGUUGUGAUUGAAGUCGCGCCUGUCUUCUUACAAAAAUUAGAAAAACUGGAAGGUGUGGAAAAUUGUGAUAUUGACAUUCGUUUACAAGUUGCUGGUUAUCCAAAACCUAAAUUAGAUUUCGCAUUCAAUCAAAAGCCUAUUGAUUUGAAAGGCCGAUAUUCAUUAAAAGAAUUAAAAUCAGGCUGGUAUGUAUUUACAAUUGCAAAUGCCCAAACGUCGGAUGCAGGUUCAUAUUCGUGUACAGCCACAAAUUCACUUGGACAAGCAUCAAGUGUCGGAAAAUUAACUUUAUUUCCCUUGGCACCACCGAAUUUUACCAAGAGUUUAACGGAUUCUCUCUUUCCUGUUGGAGGAAUCUUGAAAGUCGAUUUGAAAGUCAGUGGUUUACCAUUUCCACGUCUCACGUGGCUGAAAGAUGGUCAAGUGUUCGAUGAAAAUGAUCGUAUAUCAAUUGUAUACGAUGCACCGUCAGCGACAUGGUCAUUGACCAUACAAGAUUGCCAAGAAAGUGAUUCAGGUGUAUAUGAAUGUCGAGCCAAAAAUCCGGGCGGUGAAAAAGUAUCUCAAUGUAAAAUAACUGUCUCAGGCGAAGCAGCAUCGUUCGUUGACACGCCUGAGAAAGUCUCGUGCUUGGAAGGACAAACCGCAGUAUUCGGUUGUCGAGUCGCUGGUGAUCCAUAUCCACUUGUCGUGUGGUCGAAAGGAAAAGCGAAAACUUUUACAGAAAACACAUCAAAAUACGCCCUUUACUAUGAUGAAGAACUUGAUGCACACUUUUUUGAAAUCAAUCAAUGUUCAAAUGCUGAUACAGGUACUUAUACAGUUACUAUACAAAAUGCUCAUAAGACGAUCACAAAGCCUGUGUCAUGCUUUAUCGUCACAAAACCUGAAGAAGUUAUUGAUUACAAGAGUAUUUUACGAAAGAUGGAAGCGAUUGAACGUGAACGUGAACCUGGUCCCGAUUGGGGUCAACUACGAAAAGCCAAAGGUAAACCGAAAGGUCCUGGCAAUCCAGGUUGGCAAUACCAGUUGAAGCAUUUCGAAUUAACCGGCGACGCACAAUUGAAAACAUAUGAUAAAGGUCAAAGUGGGGAUUUAUUGGGUUUAUCACCAACCGACUAUGCUGGACGUCGUGCACGUUCUGGCACAGGUGGUGCUAACGAUUUAGAUGGCGACGAUGGACGUGGAUUAGGUGUACCGAAGUCAGGCGCUGGUAAGGACCGCCGUACAUCACGUCUUGGUCUUGUCACAUUCACUAAGCCACUUUCAAAUAUCACUGUACAUGAAGGCAAAAAUGCAGCAUUCGAAUGUAAUAUCUCCGAAGCUGAAGCGCCCGUCACAUGGUAUAUCAAUGAUCAACCCGUACCUAAUCAACGCGCUCAAACGUUAGCCAUCGGUAAAACACGUCGUCUUGUUUUGAAAGAUUGUCUGCUGAGUGAAAAUGAUUCGAAAAUAACUUGUGCAAUUGAUGAAGCAACGAAAACCAAUGGCCAACUGUUUGUUAAGGAAGAACCAUUCGACUUUACAGACAAACUAAAGAAUUUGAAAAUCAAACGAGGUGAUAAAUGCGAGUUGCAAUGUGCAGUUAAUAAGCCGAACAUUGCGUUACAAUGGUUUAAAGAUGGAAAACCAAUAACGGAUAUUCAAGAAGAAAUCGACGGAUUGGUUCAUCGAUUAGUUAUACCCAAAACAGAAGAUAAAGACAAAGGUGUUUAUACAGCUAAAUAUCAAGAUGCACAAACUGAAGGACACGUCGAAGUUUUAGGUCCACCGCAAAUCGUUAGACCGCCGAUAGAUUCUGUGCUUCUUGUCGGUCAAUCUGUCAUUCUUACUGCUGAAAUCACUGGUGCUCCUAAACCGCAAGUUACAUGGCUAUUCAAGGGUCAACCAAUCAAACCAACAGCGACGAAACAUCAAGUCGAUGCCAAAAAAGAUGGUAUCUAUACACUGACAAUUCUCAAAGGUGAAGCAGCCGAUGACGGUCAAUACACAGUUGUUGCUGAAAAUGCUGUUGACAAAGUUCAAGCCGCUGCUAAAGUGACGGUUUGUACGAAACCAAAAGUAGAUAAACUCGGUGAUGUAUCGGUUAAUAUCGGCGAGACCGCUCGUCUACAAUGUCAAUAUUCUGGUAAUCCAACACCAACCAUCAGCUGGUACAAAGAUGGUAAACCAAUUCCAGCUGACGAUCAGCAGUUUGUUGUUACACAAGAGACCGCAACAUUAUCUGUCUUAACAAUAAACAACACCAGCAUGAACGACAAAGGUGUUUACUCAGUCAAAUUAACAAAUAUCGCUGGUGAAGUCGAAGGAAAAGCGAAUUUGACUGUCAAACCGAUCAAACCAAGUAUUACACGUGAUCUUGAUUCAACUUACACAGGCAUAAAAGGAGAAGAUUUGAUUCUAUCCAUAGCUGGCACUGGAAAUCCAUAUCCAACAUGUCAAUGGUUUAAAAAUAAUACGGAAAUCACUUCGACAACUGAUCAACGCUUCGAAUUCAAAGAGGAUAAGAAAACGAAUGAAUACUUUCUUAUUAUUAAAAAUGCCACCCAAGAAGACAUGGGAGAAUAUCAGGCACAAUUAACCAACGCUGCUGGCUUGAUCAAAUCGAAGAAGAGUAAAAUUACCAUACAAAAACAGCCAACAUUUGUCAAAAAACCGCAAUCAAUUACUGUCAAUCAAACUGAAACGGGAAAAAUCGAAUGUCAAAUCGAUGCACUACCACAAGCAAAAGUCACAUGGUUAGUCGGUGGUAAACCAGUUUCACCAAAAGAAGGUUAUGAGACAACAUUCGAUACCAAGACAGGUACCGCAACAUUAUCAAUAAAAAAUGUCACCACAAAGCAUGCUGGCCCGAUCACUGUUCGAGCUGAGAAUACUGCUGGCUCCGCUGAAGAAACUGCUGAUAUUAACGUUCGUUCGGCACCUCUUCUUCUCAAACCAUUAACAGAUACCGAGGUUGUCGUUAAUAAUUCAGCGACAUUUACAUGCGAAUUUCAAGCAUCACCACAAGCAACUGUUAAAUGGUUUGUCAACGGUAAACCAAUAACACCAUCACCAGAUAAAUACGAUAUUUCAUACGACACAAAAACUAAUCAACAUAAACUUAUUGUAAAGAGUACAAGUUUAAAUGACAAUGGAACAUAUAGUGCACAAGCAUCGAACGAUCUUGGGCAAAUUCAAACCGAGGCGAAACUGAAUGUUAUCAAUGGGCCUGAUUUCAUUUCUGGUCUACAAGAUAAAACCGUCAUUGAAAAGGAAACAGUUGAAUUAGUUGUUAAAGUUACAGGUACGCCACAACCCACGUUAACUUGGUUGAAGGCAGGCAAAGAAAUCAAACCGGACGACAAGAAAUAUUCAGCUGUACCUGUUGACAAAGAUGGGAAUGCGAAAUUGAUCAUAAAAGAUAUCCAUGAAGAAGAUCAAGGUUUAUAUUCAUGCGUAGCGAAGAAUAAAGUCGGAACAAAUCAAACAGAUGGUCACUUGAAAGUUACAGCACCAUUGAAAUUCAUUCAACCACUACAAGAUACAGAUGUGCUCACCACACAAAAUGCAGUGUUAACGUGUGAAGUUCAGGGUAUACCGAAGGCCAAUGUCAAAUGGUUUUUCAAUGAUAUCGAAUUAAAAUCCACACAGAAACAAGCGAUAUCAUCGAAACAAAACGUUCAUUCAUUAACAAUCAAUCGUACUGAUCAAACUGAUGCUGGUGUUUACAAAGCUGUCGCUGAUAAUGGUACCGGUAAAACAGUUGAAACCUCAUGUACUUUAAUUGUCGGAAGUAAACCAAAAGUUGAAGGCAAACCCGCUGAUAUCACAGUUAAUGUUGAACAACCCGCAGUUCUCGAAUGUACAUUUUCUGGUUUUCCCAAACCAGAAGUCACUUGGUACAAGGAUAAUGUCCCGGUGACCUCUGAUCAACGCGUAACCAUUCAUGAAGACAAGCCAAACGUUCAUUCGUUGAAAAUUGCUCGCUCGCAAAUGGAUGAUAAAGCCACUUAUACUUGUAAAGCUAAAAAUCGUUUUGGUGAAGUUGAAGCAAAAAUGAAUCUAACUGUUAAUUCAAUCAAACCGACGAUUGUUCGUGAUCUAGAGGAACAACAAAUUGUUGAAAAAGGCAAACCAUUACAACUUCAAGUAGAAAUUACUGGUUUACCUCAACCGCAAGUCAAAUGGUACAAAGGUAAUGAGGAAAUCAAUCCAGCAACGAAUAAAGAUUAUCAAAUCACAUAUGACAACAAACAAACAUACACAUUAACUGUGCAAAAUUGUUCUCCGGAUCAUCAGGCGGAGUAUUCUGUACAAGCAACGAAUCCUGGUGGAACAGUCAAGUCGAAAAAAGCGAAAGUCAUUGUUCAGAAGAAACCAGAAUUCGUCAAACUGCCGCAAUCACAAACAGUAAAAGAAGGACAAAAUGUUGUAUUCGAUGCACAAAUUGAUGCUUAUCCACAACCGAAAGUGACAUGGCUCAAAGAUGGCAAACCUUUAACAUCCGAUCUUGGCUUUGAGAGUCAGUACGAUGCUAAAACUGGUCAAAUCACAUUGAAACACAAAGGCGCAACUCCUAAACAAGCAGGUGAACUUAUUUGUCGAGUGGAAAAUUCUGCUGGCACAACCGAUGCACCGGUCACACUUGAUGUUCAAACUGUCCCAGUGAUGACGAAGAAAUUAACUGAUCAAGAAGUUAUGAUUGACAAUGAAAUCCGUUUUGUUGUCGAUGUAAAUGGUUCUCCAACACCGAAAAUAACUUGGACUAAAGAUGAUCAACCAAUCAAACCCGAUGCCGAUCAUAUUAUUGAAUCGACUGGUACGACACAGACUCUGAUUAUUAAAAAGGCUAAAGCAACAGACGAAGGAAAAUAUCGUGUGUCAGCUGAUAAUCCUCUCGGUCAUGUGGAGUCUACGGCGCAAUUAACUGUUCUUGAACAGCCACUUGUCGACCAACCAUUUGGUGAUAUUACACAACCUGUUGGCUCUGAUGUUACUCUUAAAUGUAAAGUCAUCGGUGGACGACCAAAAGCUACCGUAACAUGGUUGAAAAAUGGUAAAGAAUUUAAACCCGAUGAUCGACAUAAAGUCACCGCACUGCCUGAUGGCACAUGUGAAUUAUCUAUUAAAUCACUGGAUGAAACUGAUAAUCAGGAUAAAUACACAUUAUUGAUCAAGAAUAAAGUUGGACAAAAAGAAAUUAGUUCAACAAUAACCGUCAAAGCGCCGCUGGAGUUUGUCCAGCCAUUGAAGGAUCAAGAUGUUUUGUCACAAUCACCAUGCACAUUAACUGUCGAGACGAACGGUAUACCAAAACCAACGGUGAAAUGGUAUUUUAAUGAUCAAGAACUGAAAAAUACUCCAAAGACUAAGAUCGAUUCGAAACAAAACACCCAUACAUUAACAUUACCCAAAGCUGACUUAACUGACGAAGGCGUCUACAAAUGUGUCGCUACGAAUCCAGACGGUACCGUUGAAACAAAAGCACAUGUGUCUGUUUGCACUAAACCAAAAGUGGAAGGUAAAGUCAACGAUGUGACUGUGCAAAUCACCGAACCAGCGGAAUUACGUACGAAAUUUAGUGCCAUACCAAAACCAACAGUGACUUGGUUUAAAGCAAGCGACAUGAACACUCCAUUGAAGCCGAAUGAAAAUAUCGAAAUUAGUGAAUUGCCUGAUGGUACAAGUAUCUUAAAACUCAAAAAGACGGACCUCACUGACAACUCAGCGUAUAUUGCCCGUGCGACAAAUAGAGUCGGCGAAAUCGAUUCAAAGAUAAACUUAAAUGUCAAGGAAAUCAAACCGCAAAUUUUAUCUGAUCUAAGCAAUGUUAGUGCUACUCGCGACCAACCAGCUGAAUUCAGUAUUAAAGCAACUGGAAAUCCUCAACCGAAUAUUCAUUGGUUCAAGAAUGAUACCGAAGAGAUUCUUCCGACGAAUAAAGAUUAUGAAAUCAUACACGAUACUCCGUCCAAUACAUACAUUUUGAAAAUCAAUAAAUGUAAACCAGAACAUCAAGGUGAUUAUUCAGCAGUCAUCUCUAAUUCCGGUGGAACUAUCAAAUCGAAAAAAGGCAAAUUAACGGUGACCAAAUCACCAGAAUUUCUCGAAAAACCAAAACCAGUCGAUGUGAACGAAAACCAGCCAGCUGAAUUUCGUACGAAGAUUGAUGCCUAUCCAGUACCGAAAAUCACCUGGUUAUUUGACGGAAAACCGAUUACGCCUAAGGACGGCUUUGAUGUGCAAACUGAUCAAGCGACUGGUUUAUCAGUAUUGACAAUUAAACAAGCUACGCCGAAACAUGAUGGAAAGAUUACGGUAAAAGCUGAAAAUCCAGCUGGAGCAAUCGAAGAGACUGUGCCAUGUUCAGUUAAGACGGCACCAAAGAUUACCAAGAAACCAACAGAUACCGAAGCUUUAUUACAUACUGAUGCAGUCUUCACUGUGGAUGUUUCCGGAGCGCCAAAACCAGAAAUCGAAUGGACUCAUGGUGGUAAACCAGUAAAGCCAUCGAAGAAGUAUGAAAUUAUUGAAGAAUCUCCAACAACAUCGAAAUUAAUCAUUCACGAUGUCACGCCUGAAGACGAAGCGCCCGUGGAUAUCAAAGUGAAAAACCCACUUGGUGAAACGGCGACAACCGUCCAAUUGAAAGUAUUAGAAACACCACGAAUCGAACCACAAUUAACGGAUAAAGAAGUGACAUUGAAUCAACCGUUGGUUCUUAAAGCCAACGUUCAUGGUCGACCAAAAGUCGAUAUUCAAUGGUUGAAAGAUCAAAAACCAUUGACACCAUCUGAUCGUGUUAAAAUUGAACGCAUUGGUGACGAGUGUAUUCUAACUGUUCCGAAUGUGAAAGAAGAAGAUAUGGGUGCAUAUACAUUGUCAGUGAAAAACAAAGUUGGCAAAGUCGAUUCGACAGCUAAUGUCAACGUGACUGCAGCAUUGAAGUUCAACAACCAAUUGAGUGAUUUAGAUAUCAUUCAAGGUUCGAAUGGCGUUUUAACUGUUGAAUGCGAAGGUGUACCCAGACCGAAAUUAACUUGGUACUUCAAUGAUACGGAAAUCAAACCGAACCAGAAGACUCGUGUUGAUACGAAAGGUCCUCUUAGUACAUUGACUAUUAACAAAGCGGAUAUGCCUGAUAUUGGUGUCUACAAAGUCGUCGCCGAUAAUGGAAAGGAAAGAAUUGAGACAAAAUCGAAUGUCGACGUUUGCACUAAACCAAAAGUUGAAGGUAAACCUGCUGAUGUCUCGUGCUUGUUGACUGAAACAGCUAAAUUGAAUGUCAAGUUUUCUGCUAUACCGAAACCGGUCAUAACUUGGCAUAAAGCUGAUGGUACCGAAGUGAAACCUGAUUCACGUAUUCAAAUAAUAAACGAUGAAAAUGGACAGUCGACAUUGGUUAUCAAUGAUACAACAACACAAGAUUCUCAACCAUACACAGCACGUGCAACUAAUAAAGCUGGAUCCGUGGAUGCCAAGGUCAAUUUGACUGUUAAAGAAGUGAAGCCGUCGUUGAAGAAUGAUUUAGAACCGCAAACAAUCAAUGUAGGUGAUGAACUUGUUUACCGUCUUCUUCUCGAUGGUCGGCCGACACCAACGGUGAAAUUUUACAAAGAUGGAAAUGAAGCUGGUCCCGUUACAAUCGAACAGCCAACAAAACCAGGUGAUACAACUGUCACCGCUGUUCUCCGCAUUCCUAAGGCAACGAUCAAUGAUCAAGGUGAAUACCAAGCUACGAUUGAAAAUCCUGCUGGUGUUGUCAAAACGAAAAAAGCGAAAGUCACCGUUCAGCAAGUUCCCGUCUUUGUCAAAGCGCCUGAAGACGCAUCCGUGGGUGAAGGCAAAGAUGUUACAUACGAAGCGCAACUCUCCGGAUUUCCUGUACCGAAAGUGACAUGGCUAUUGAAUGGUAAACCAUUGACACCCAAUGCCGAUUGCACUAUUGCAUUCGAUACGCCGACACAAAAGACAACAUUAAUAUUGCGAAAAGUGGAUGCGACAAAGCAUGCGGGAGUUGUUACAUGUCAAGUAGAAAAUCCUGCUGGUAAAGUAACACACGACGUUAAACUCGAUGUUCGUACAACACCGAAGAUAGGUAAACCAUUAAAAGACGAAAGCGUUGUGCAAGGUCAAGAUGUUACUUUGUCGAUCGAAGCUACCGGCAAUCCAGCACCCAAACCGGAAUGGUAUUUUAACGGUAAACCAAUUCCAGCAAAUGAUCAACGUUUUCAAGUAAUUACACCCAAAGAAGGCAAUGUAUACGAACUAAAAAUUAAGCAAACUAAACCAACUGACGAAGGUGUCUACAAAGUUCUGAUGAAAAAUAGCGAAGGUGAAAUAACAAGUGAAGCUAAAUUAAAUGUUCAUGUUGCACCUGUUAUCGGCUCUCUACCGGCUAAAAUCGAAGGUGUGCAAGGUCAACAAGUCGUUAUUCCAUGUAAAGUAUCUGGUCACCCUAAACCAGAAAUAACUUUCUUGAAGGACAAAAAAGAUGUCACAACAUUAGAGGAUAAAGCACGCUUUCGUAUUGAACAUGACGAAAAGACAGAUGAAGUUCGUUUGAUUAUCUCCGAUGUCAAAGAAGAAGACCAAGGCAAGUACACAAUUCGGGCAAAGAAUCCUGCUCAAACAGUCGAAGAACAGACGAACCUUGUUGUUACCGCUCCUCUAGCAUUUGUCGACAAAUUGGAAGACACGGACGUUAUCAGUGGACAAAAUUUGGUUUUAAGCUGUCGUUGCCAAGGCAUUCCUAAGCCAACAAUUAAAUGGUUUCAAAACGAUGUUGAAAUUAAAUCAACAACAAAACAAAAGAUUGAAUCGAAACCUGACGGCACACAGACGUUAACCAUCAAUCGCGUUGAUUUAACUGAUGGUGGGCAAUUCAAGAUUGUGGCAACGAACCCACAAGGUACAGUUACAUCAGCAUGUAACGUGAAUGUUGUCAUGAAACCGAAAAUUGAUACAAAGCCACAAGAUAUUCAAGUCACUGUUGGUGAACCUGCUGAAUUAAACGUUAAAUUAUCAGGCAUACCAAGACCGCAAAUUCAAUGGCUGAAGAAUGGCCAACCAUUGACGAUUGACAAUAAACGUAUCAAGACCAUCGACAAGGAUGAUGGCUGUUCAUUAAUUAUUGACAGUACUCAACUCGACGAUAAGGCGACAUAUACAUGUCAAGCAACAAAUAGUGCUGGUACAGCAGAUGUGAAAUUGAACCUUAAUGUUCAACAAAUCAAACCAAGUCUCAAAUCGGACCUCGCCAAAGAUAUCAGCGUGCAAGCCGGAGAAACAGUCCCAUUGACAAUUAAAGCGGCUGGUACUAAGCCAAAAGUCAAAUGGUAUAAGAAUGGCGAAGAGAUUAUCGAAACUGUUGAGGAAAGCUACGAAAUUGUUGAAGAAGAAGAAACAUAUACGUUAUUAAUCAAAAAUGCUAAACCAAAAGAUAGUGGUGAAUAUCAGGCAAUUGUCACCAAUGAUGUCGGUGAAGCUAAAUCGAAGAAAAUCAAAGUACUCGUUCAAAAGGCACCAGAAUUGAAAAAGAAGCCACAAGCCUUAGUAACUGUGAAAGAAGGUCAGCCAGCUCAAUUCGAUUGUGAAUUUGAUGGAAAUCCCGCACCUAAAGUGACUUGGUUACGUGAUGGUAAACCAGUAACACCGAAGGACGGUUUCGAAGUCAAGACCGAUACAGCAACAGGCAAGAGUGUAUUGACAAUUAAUCAAGCAACACCUAAACAUGCUGGUCCGAUCACGUUACGUUUGGAAAAUUCGGUUGGCGAACCGAUUGAAGAAGUUGUUCAAUUACAAGUUGAAACGGCACCGCAAUUAUUACAAAAACCACAACCGACAUGUGAAGCACAUGUUAACCAAACAGCAACGAUGCUCUUCAAAUGUUUAGCAGCACCUAAACCAACAGUUAAAUUAUAUAAGAAUGAGAUACAAAUUCCACUGAAUGGUGACCAUUACGAACUUGUUCCGAGUCCAACUGAUUCUACAACGUAUGAAAUUAAGAUAAAGAAUGUUCGACCUGACGAUGAAGGUAACUAUCGUAUCGACAUUGAGAAUCCUCUCGGCAAAACAAGUGCCAAUGUUCAAGUUACAACUGUUGAUGAUGUUUCUAUUAAACCAUCAUCGAAACCGAAUAAAACCGACUUGAAACAACAUGAAACUUUAGUACUUGAAUAUAUUGUCGACGGUAAACCAAAACCGGAUAUUGUCUUUAUGAAAGAUGGUAAAGAAGUCAAACCAUCGCCGAAAACGCAAAUAACAUACGAUGAGAAGACGAAAGUUUGCCGAUUAGUUACGACCGAUGUUGGACAAGAUGAUCAAGGUACUUAUACAUUAAUUGCCAAGAAUAAAUUAGGUGAACAAAAAACUGAACCUAUUAAAGUCACAGUCACGGCACCAUUGGUUGUUAAGACAAAGCUACCUGAAACAACGGACGCCGUUGCGGGUGAACCGACAAUAUUGACUGUUGAAGCUGACGGUCUUCCACAACCAAAAGUGACAUGGCUGUUCAAUGGUCAACCAAUCAAACCUUCACCUAAAUACAAGAUCGAAACAUCCAAAGAUAAUCCAAAUCAAACUGUAUUGACAAUUCCGAAAUCUGACACAGUGGACACUGGUAAAUACACAGCAAUUAUUGAUAACGGUCUAGAAAAGGUUGAAACAAGUACAACAUUAACGGUACAUACGAAGCCGAAGUUAGAAUCGAAACUCGAACCAAAUAUGACUUAUAACGUUGGUGAUCAAGCUGAAAUACCGAUACGUCUCAGUGGAGAGAAUAAUACCGUGACAUGGUAUAAAGACUCAAAAGAAAUCCAGUUCGACAAUCGCAUACGGCUCGUUACAAAUGAAUACAAUUCAUAUAAACUAGUGAUCGAUGAUUUACGCACUAACGAUAAAGGUACUUACUCGAUGGUAAUCAAAAAUAAGGGCGGUGUCUUAGAAAUCAAGACAGUACUAAAUGUUAAAGAAGAAAAACCACAGUUAUUAGCCGAUUUGAAUGAUUCGCCAACUGCGAAUACGGCGAAGAUUGGUGAAAAAUUCUUCUUGGAAAUUCGUGCACAAGGCAAACCCCGACCGAAGGUUAUUUGGCUACUGAAUGGACAAGAAUUAUCUGACAAUUCACCUGACUACGAAUUGGUUGUUACAGAAGAUGGCAUCUAUCGUAUUGUAUUUCAUCAUUUUGACGAACGAUACCUUGGCGAAUAUCAAGCAAUCAUCACCAGUACGGCCGGCUCUAUUCGAACACGAGUCAUUCGAGUUGUUGGCCAACAGGCGCCGAUCUUCACGCAAGCUCCACCGAAAUUCAUACAAAUCAAAACAGGCGAACGAUUAACCAUCGAAUGUAUGGUCAAAGGACAUCCACCACCGAAAAUCACUUGGUUACGUGAUGGCAAAGUUCUUUCCAAUAAGGAUGGCUUUGAUAUUCAAGUUGACGAGAAGACUGGUCGUUCAAUAUUUAUUAUUCCACAAGCAACGGUUAAACAUUCAGGCAAGUACGAAUGCAAAGUUGAAAAUCAAUACGGUACACACACAGCUGAAAUCAAUAUCGAUGUUCUUCCACCACCGGUUACUCAACAGAAACUGAAAGACUUCGAUGUAUCUCGUGGACAAGAAGUAACAAUUACAGUUACCGCCAACGGUUCACCUUUACCUGCAUGUACAUGGUUCCACGAUGAUAAACCACUGCAAGCCAAACCAAAUCGCAUCAUCAUGAUCGAUGAAGGACCGAAACAUAUUUUGAAAUUACUUGAUGUCGAAGUAACUGACGCAGGAAUGUACAAAGCUGUUGUAGAAAGUGCUGUGAGCAUAACUGAAUUAAUAAGUAAAGUUACUGUUCGAGACGUUUCCGAUGAAUCAUCCGUACCAGUUGAAGUACGUGUGAGUGAAGGUGGUUCAUGUACACUCGAAUGCCAUGCACCAGGUUCACCAUUACCUCAAGUGACAUGGUCAAGAGAUGGUCAACAAAUACAAGCGAGUGAACAUUUUGUUUGUGAAUCAUCGGAAACUGGUACACAUCGUUUAAUUAUCAAAAAUGCACAAUACGCUCACGCUGGUAGAUAUGUAGCCAAUGUCAAGCACAAAGUACAAACGCAUUUCAUGAACUUCAAUGUCACAGUCACAGAACGCAAACCAGGAACAUCUGCGACGGCGACCAUCAAUUUAACCGGAUUGACUCCUGAACAACAAGUUCAACAAAUUCAAACACAAGUUCGUCCACUAUUCCUUCAUUUCGGUUUACAAGAUAUUCCUCCAUCGUUCAAUGACAUUCUCUUCAAUAUGACUCAAGACAAGAACUUCAUAACACCACAGGAUCAAUUGAAAGAACGCGACCGUCUGUUAAACGUUCUCUCCAACUAUCUGUAUCAAAAUUCCAAUCAACAAUUAGGCCGUGGCAAGAAGCUGAACUGGCCCGAAGUAGUCAAAAUUAUCUUCUACAAUAGGUUUCCACAAAUUGCACAAACCAAUCCGAUUGUUGAUUCACCAGAUGGGUACAGCGUUCAAAUGAAUGAUCUCAUCCAAUAUUCGAAAUAG
This is a messenger RNA of Adineta ricciae, 14796 nucleotides long. The record is from the annotation of a GenBank genome assembly. Lineage: Eukaryota; Metazoa; Rotifera; Eurotatoria; Adinetida; Adinetidae.